UAAUAUUAGUGCAGAACACUGUACCUUUAAUUUAAAUGCCCUUGGAGUCUGCUGGGGAAGAGAAAUAAUACUGUCACUCAGUAUGACAUGCAGAUGAGUGCCGUCGAUCUUAGAAUCACCGCACACUUCACUUCAUUUGGCCAGUCACGGGGCCAAAACCAGUGUUUGGAGCCACAGUGUGGCGGUGGAGGCAGCAGCAAUGGGAGGCCAUACAGCAACCUAUGACAAAAUGGAAACCAGCAGGAGUGUGAGGAGACCUGAAAGUGGCACAUGGCAGAGUGUGGCGAUGGAGACAGCAGCAAUGGGAGGCCGUACAGGGACCCAU
This is a messenger RNA of Staurois parvus, 325 nucleotides long. The record is from the annotation of a GenBank genome assembly. Lineage: Eukaryota; Metazoa; Chordata; Amphibia; Anura; Ranidae.